Molecule: messenger RNA, 714 nt
Organism: Aplysia californica (California sea hare)
Lineage: Eukaryota; Metazoa; Mollusca; Gastropoda; Aplysiida; Aplysiidae
Source: RefSeq, a predicted model, not a curated record
AUGGCUGAACUGGAGGAGUCACAGGGAGACAACGACAUACGAAGGUGCCGGACUCCCAUCAAGAAGAAGGAGAGAGUGGAGAGGAAGAUCGUGACCCCUGAACCCGAAGCCACACCCACUGAUGAGCUGUUGCCCCCGCCCCCUUCUCACUGUUUGGGCAAGAGGGGAUCUAUUGUCUACUCCGAUGAGGACGGUAGGGAAGAGGAGGAGGAAGAGGGUUCAGGCAAUUCAGACACCUCCUCAGACAUCUCCGUGUCCGCGCUGCCCCCUGACCUCCCGGAAGUAGAACUGGAGAGACACCGGAAGCGACGACAGCGCCAUAAACACGCCAUGGAGUUUGACCCCAACGCUAGUGGGCCCAGGAAGGGGCCGAAAAAGCGAGACCCAGCCUACGAGGAAGAACAGAGACGUCUCCGACUGGCCGAGCAAAGACGCCAGAGACAGCAAGCCUUGUACAAAAAACUCCGGUCUCGUAGGGCGGCCGUACCCAGGGUAGAUUCUGACCUCAGCUCGGAGAGUAGGACUAGUUUUGAUGAUUACGAUUUCCUGGCCAAAUAUUGCAUCUUCCCUCAAGGCAGUCUGGAUAUGUACAGACAGGCUUUUGAAGCCGUUGAUGACGAGCAGCGAGGCUGGCUAGACGAGGAGGAGACGGCCAUUGCUCUCAGGGGAGUUAAUAACCGACUGUCAGGGGCAGAGGAGAAGUUCCUCUUCCGG